Messenger RNA from Hymenoscyphus albidus, 1455 nucleotides. The record is from the annotation of a GenBank genome assembly. NCBI's taxonomy places the organism in Eukaryota, Fungi, Ascomycota, Leotiomycetes, Helotiales, Helotiaceae.
CCCCAAGUUAAGUUUCCUCCACGUGGAAGGUACAAGACCUCCUGCACCUGCAAGAACACAUCCAGCAGAAUCACGAGACUCCCCCACUUUCACCAGAUGCCGUCGGGAGCUAGACCCAAGCUCCAUAUAGUGAUAUUGAGAAUAAGAGUAUUCAGCAAUAAACCCUCUCAAAAGCUUCAAUCUCAAACUCAUCUCCACUCAAUACCAUUUCCCCCCAUUUCAUAUCCAAGCCUCCCCAUCUCCAAAAACCCCACAAUCAUCACAAUGACGAUUCCCCAACCGCUCUUCCAACCCACCCUCAUCUCCAAAGAAGUAACCUCCUCCCUGCCCGCCGAUUUCACAAUCCGGCCCUUAGAACGAAAUGACUACGCAAAAGGCUUCCUCGAGUGUCUAAAAGUAUUAACGCACAUCGGAAACGUGACCGAGGAGAAGUUCCACGAACGAUACGAUUGGAUGGAUACGCAAGCCAAGGGAGGAUAUUACGUUCUUGUCAUUGAGAAUGAGGAGGAGAGAAUUGUGGGAACGGGUGUUUUGCUUGUGGAGAGGAAAUUGUGAGUGUGGAUUUGCUUUCCUUUAGUUCUUUUAUAUUGGAGGAAUUGUGAGUAGUUGCUUUGAGUUGACGGAUAAGUGUGAGUGACUUUAAUGAAGUGCCUGAUGAUUUGAUUUACAACCCGUUAAUGGGUGAUGCGACCUCUUUGUCGUUCUGGACUACUGGUUCGUGGGAGAUGUGAUUCUUGCUCGAGACGGUGAGAACUCAUUGUAUCAAAAGCCUUGAGACGAUCUUCUCAAUUGCCCUAAAGCACUUGAGUAGAUAGAGACACAUCAAAGUCAAUUAUCCCAAAAUGCUCGCAUAUUUGCUUCAAUUAUGCGAGCCCUUCAAGCACCACCUUAUAUUCAAGAAAUAUAAGAGGGGCAAUGAGGGAGGCUUCAUCUUUUAGCAAUGUUCCCAAUCCCUAAAGCCAUUCAUCAACACGCAACACUAUUUCUCUACGACUGUACCAUCACACCUUCUCGAUCCCAGCUAACAACCCACCAAGUAUCCACGACCUCGGAACAAUCGGCCACAUAGAAGAAAUCUCCAUCACGAAAGAGCACCAAGGAAAAGGGCUGGGUCAGAAGAUGAUCAACGGUCUCGACUCCGUUGCCCAAGCCAUCGGCUGUUACAAGACGAUCCUGAACUGCAGCGUAAAGAACGAGGGAUUCUACGUCAAAUGUGGGUUCAAAAAUGGAGGGGGACUAGAAAUGUCACAUUACUUUGAGGAACCGAAGUCGGCUUAUGAAAGUGGUUGAUCUACAGUAGUAACCUUGCUGUUCUGAAGUCAAAACAGACAGAAGGUGGAGUUAGGGGGGGGGUUACUCUUUUUUUGACUAUUCAGUAGUGGACAAGAAGAGCCCAAGUGGCCAGGAAAGGCUACUACACCAAAUAAAUCCCAAUAAAGUCUGAGAUCAAAGACG